Molecule: messenger RNA, 2130 nt
Organism: Cladocopium goreaui
Lineage: Eukaryota; Dinophyceae; Suessiales; Symbiodiniaceae
Source: the annotation of a GenBank genome assembly
AUGGGUCGGAAAGGCCGUAGUAAAAAGGAUGCGGCGGAAGACCGCGAUCCUGGAAUGUGCAAAGCAGACCUCUUGCUGGCAUACCAACUCAUGGAUACAACCACUCCAUUCCCUUCGGCCUCUGUAGCUGCGAGGCAACCUCUGGCUUGGAAGGUUUGCUGCGCGUUGGCCCAAGCAGCUUCCUUGCAUCCUGGGUGCAUGUUUGUGCACAUGUUGUGCUUGGUGGCUCUGACUCUCAACGCGGUGCAGGUGAAAUACUCUGGCUUGCUGGGAAAAUUCUGCAAUUUGAUGGUCUUGCAACAUGGUCUGCCGGGGGACGGCAAGAGCAUAGCGCUGUGGCUAGAUCUUCACAUCCUGAGAGACAAGCGUGCACAGGCGAAGUACAAGGCAGAAUAUGAAGUGUGGCGGAGAUCUGGCUCAGGGCCAGUAGAAGAACCGACAAAGCCUCCACCUCAAGAUAGCAUUGUGAAUCGCAUGACUUGGGUGGGUUUGGGCCAACACAUGCACCAACAAGAUGGCUGCGCCAUCUUAGCUCUGCACAAAGGACGUACGUUCCUCCAGCACACAUUCGAAGGAUCUGUGGGUGGCGGCAUCGAAGAAUUGAACCAGCUAAGCGAUCAUGACUGCUAUAAGAAUACCAUUUCUUCACAAAGUGGCAGAUACUGGGUUAAAAAUCCGCAUCUCAUUGCAUUGGUGAUGAUGCACUGUGAAGAAAUAGUGCAGCAAGCUUCCCAAGAAGAUUCUGUGGCUGGCCUGUCCCGUUUUCUGCUGGCCAAAUUCCCGUGUCGUGUGCUGAAGAAUCGCGACCCGCAGUCCGCAGAGCAAGCGCAGAAUGAGCUGGAUGAGUGUUUCAAUUCUUUGGGCUAUGAUCAGGUGGUGUCAGCUAUGGCACACGUGCUGACAAUCAGCAAGUUGCUCUUCCCGCACAAUGAAGCACGCGAUGAUGAUGCAGAGCACCGCUGCUUCUCACAUGUGAGUGGCUUACACACCAUGUCAGUCGCUGCGUCAGUGAAACAGCAGUUCAUCAACACUUUUAACAAGUACGUUGACAAGGUGCGCGCUGACCAGAAAGUGUUGGGUGGUCAGAGCAGCCGGCUGAACAAGGAGAAGACCAGAGCCUUGCAGUUCAUCGCUCCAUUAGAUGUCUUUGAAAAGGUGAUCGCUUGGCUUUUGCAGAAGGAUGGGCACAGGCUGACAGAGGGGCAGGACACUGAGCUCAGCGGCGAAGAGAUCAUCCGGUCUCUGGCGCAUGUGAGAAGCUCAGUGCAUAUUGAAUGUGACGUGACUGGAAAGUUCACAGCAGGAUGCUCUCAGAAUGUGAGGGUGAACAUAGAGCAAGCUGCCACUGUUUUCAAGCCCUCACAGAUCCAUCCUUCCGCGACGACGGAAGCUGUGGAGACAGCAGUGGAGCUUGGCAAGUGGUUCCACGCGAGUUUCCAGAACACUGUUGGGGCUCGUGCGUUGGUGAGCGAGUUCAAGACUGAGCGCAGCAACAUGAUUCUCUUACCUCGUCCUUGCGUGAAAGAAGCUGCCGGCCUCAUUUCGCAUGAGACGCGUGCGCAUGUGAAUAUUGCAGCUGCAUUGGAGUGUCUUUCUUUGAAGACAUGGACCUUGAAGGCUUUCGCCUUGAAUGCAGAGCACACCGCGGCACAAGUGCGGGCCAGACUUCUAGACCUUUUGAUUUUAGCGAUGAUGGGUUUCGUCGUCAUGGGCUGCGGCCGCUACGCUCUAGUUGGGUAUGCCGAGGAUGACGAGGAUUUUGUCAUUUGCUGCAACAGGCUCACCAGUUGGGAUGCUGAAGCUGAUCUUGCUGCUGUCCGGUCUUGGGUACCAACCAGUGGAGCAGAGAAGCCGAAGCUGGACCAGGAUGCAUGUGAUGAUGCCAUAUCGUGCAUCCACCGUCUUCUGCGGGGGGAAGCUGCAAAUGUGGAUGGAUGUCGAGAUGUGUUCAUGGUGGAUCCUCUCGUGCCUACGCAAGCGUGUCCGGCGCCAGAGACGGCAGUUCCCUUGACGCAGGAGGCUGUGGACGAUCAGGCCCCACCAGCAAAGAGGUUGCGGCGAGAGAAAGACUUGCGUCGCAAUGACUUCUCCAGCAAUGUGCCUUUGGCAAAGAACAUACUUCUGUACUGA